UUUUCAGAGUCAUUACUGCAGCCCCCUCCCCUGUUUUCUAUGGUUGUUUUAACAAUGGUUUAUACAUCCACCCCCACCCAACCACCCUGCCAUGUCAUAGAUCACCACAGUGGGCCGAUGCAGCGGCGGGACCACGCGAUCCCGCAUUCCUCUGGGAUCCUUCUACGGACACACCUACAUCCUGCCCUGGGAGUGGCCCAGACCAGGCCCGGCCAGUGGGACCGUUGGAGGGAGUGGUGGGAAACAGUCCCAGACGCCAGCUGGAGCAGAGUGUUCAUCCUUUUGAGUGCAUUGGGUCAAAAGUCACUGGCUGGUCCGAGUGCUCUCAGCAUCCUGGAUAGUCUACUGGCCAUGUUGAGCUCUGUCCUACAGCCUCUGAUGGAUGGUGGGAUGAGCACAGCAUACCUGGACCUGUCCCUGCUGAGCUGGGUCCUGCUGUUUCUGUGUCGCAACAUGGACAUGCCCAACGGGACCAACAGCGCGCCGGACGACGCAGACAAGGGGACCAAGAAAGACAAAGAAGCAUGCAGCGGCUUGACCAACCGAUGGAGUUUCAUGGAGAGCCAGUGGUCACCAGCGGUCAAGGGCUGGGGGCGCGGCAAGGAGAGCACUCACCGACUGAGGGGCUUCCACCGACGGAUACAACAGUCGAAGCAGAAGUUCCGACUGCUCUGUGGCUCCAACAAGUCGCAGCUCUCUACAAAGGUGAUUUUAGUAGUGCUAAUUGAGACAGUUUUGCUUUGAUCUUCAACAAAGUGU
Molecule: messenger RNA, 759 nt
Organism: Aplysia californica (California sea hare)
Lineage: Eukaryota; Metazoa; Mollusca; Gastropoda; Aplysiida; Aplysiidae
Product: baculoviral IAP repeat-containing protein 6-like
Source: RefSeq, a predicted model, not a curated record